Messenger RNA from Orcinus orca (killer whale), 2773 nucleotides. RefSeq names its product BAALC binder of MAP3K1 and KLF4 (gene BAALC). Gene Ontology annotation, cellular component: cytoplasm. The transcript has 3 exons. The coding region runs from base 126 to 563 and encodes 145 amino acids. NCBI's taxonomy places the organism in Eukaryota, Metazoa, Chordata, Mammalia, Artiodactyla, Delphinidae. The record is from RefSeq and is a predicted model, not a curated record.
GAGGGACGCGAUGCCGCCGCCGCCGCCGCCGCCGCCUCCUCGCCGGCCCGGGCUGCGCCGCCGGGGCUGAGCCGCCCUAGAACCGCGAACCGAGCGGCCGCUGGGCGCGCCAGCAGCGCAGGAGGAUGGGCUGCGGCGGGAGCCGGGCGGAUGCCAUCGAGCCCCGCUACUACGAGAGCUGGACUCGCGAGACGGAGUCCACAUGGCUCACUUACACCGACUCGGACGCGUCGCCCAGCAACGCCACCCCGGACAGCGGCCCCGAGGCGGGCGGCCUGCACGCAGGUGGGCUGGAAGAUGGCAUGUCCUCCAACAGUGUGCCCCGAUCGACAGCCCCAAGUGGAAUAUCCAACCCAGAGAAGAAGAUGAGCUGUGGGACCCAGUGCCCAAAUCCCCAGGGCCUCAGCUCAGGCCCCCUGACCCAGAAACAGAAUGGCCUCCGGACCACAGAGGCUAAAAGAGACACUAAGCGGACGUCUGGAAAAGAAGUCACCAUUAAUGUCGCAGACAGCAUCCGACAGGUGGACAGAAGUCGAAGAAUCACAAAGAACUGCGUCAACUAGCAGAGUGUUCAGCCAGUUGAAGGGCAGAGGGACUUCUUUGGUGCCCUUCACAUCCUGGACCCCAUCACGGAACCUUGAAGACGUGGGUAGCCCUUGCUGUGUGGGAACGCUGCUGAGUGCCUUGGGAGACUGUCUUAGCCUGUUGGGACGUUCUCAGCCUCCUAUUUAUCACGUAAAUGCAUUGGCAGAGUACUCCCAUAGGGUAAUAAACUGCAAAUGUAUGUUCAGUUUGCCCCUUGCAACUGCUGUAGUGUGGUCUGAUGGAAAAGUGGCGAGCAAAAGCACGGGCCAGUUUAGGAAACAGAAAAGUAGAAGGGGUAGGUUCCUGGCUGAAAGAGGCACAGUCAGUUCUGAGCUCUCCUGGCCAUGGUCGUGCGCACUGUUUCAGGCAAGCUUAUUCUUUCAUUCUUCCUUUUUGAAAUACCACCAUCUCAAAGCUUUCCGUGUUCACUUAAGCGUUGGCUUUCACCCAACUCUAAACCCACAGGUAUGAGGAAUCAAGAAACAGGAAAACUCUCUGUUACCCUUGUUUCCUUAGCUCAGGAUGAGGUGGAUUCAGAUCCAAUUUUACACAAACUAACCCCACCAACACCCAUGGUAUGUCCCAGGGAGGGCCUCUGUGAUACAGUCACACCCAUUUCUCUCUCAUCUGCUUUCUGCAUCCCUCCGGGCCAGGGUCCACGUCAGCCUCUGAACCAUAGUAUCACGGUAGUGGUCACUUCGGAGCCCUCAGGGUUCAGCAGACAUUGCAUUUUUCCAGCUUUCCACUUCCCUUUGCUUGUGUUCUUGAGUGUUUUUUCUCUCCAAUAAGGCCAUUUGCAGUUGUUAAUCAAAGACCAGGCUCACAAGAGGGAGAAAAUCUGGAACAUGUUGGCUUCCCUUUGGCCACUCUGCACAGCCCAGGACUGUGUCAUUUGGUAUCUGCAAAGGAAUUGCUUUAAAAAGUCAGUAACUAGUUGGUGUGCGUUCACAUGGACAUUGGAUCCACAUGCACUGUGUUAGAAAUCUGUAGCUGAGGCAGUAAAAAAAACAAAAUUGGUAGGAAUAAAAUUUUCUAGCAUUUCUUUAAACAUGUUAAGGUGGAAAUAUUUUCCUCCGAAGUAAUGGAGCGUGAUUUUUAAAGGACUGUCAACAUGCCUGGAAUUAGGAAAGGUAGGACUAAAGUUGUACCGAAUGAUACCAAUAAACUCCAUGUUUAGCAGAAAUAGGUAGUCUGAUGGUGUGUAUUUAUCUAUCAUAGUCCGGAGAAGGUUAAAAAUUCAGAUACUUGGCCUCUUUACCUGCCAACUCUGUUAUUCCUCAAACACAAGUGGGCAAUGUCCGUCCCUUCCUUCCUUCCUUCCUUCCUUCCUUCCUUCCUUCCAUGGAUUGUAUAUUUAUUCAGUAAACAUUAAAUGUCAACCCUGUGUCAGGCACCGUGCAGAUGCUGAGAGAUCUGGAGUCUGGCCAGUCACGGUUGUAUAUCCUGAAUUUGACAGUGAACUUAAUAACUAGGGGCCUGGCUUAGACGCUGGGGUAUAGUGUAUGGUGUGAAUUGCUCUGCAGUGUAAUCUUAAUUUUAUAGCCAGCAUAGGUUUCUGUCCUAAACUCCAGAUAUGGGCAUUCUCCUAAUCACUGUCCAGGCCUUUACUGUGCACAAAACUACACUGUCCCAAACCUUUGUCAUUUUGUGAUUCUUUGAGAAAGGGCUUUUAGGGAACUUCAUGUUCCGAAACUUUUAAAUAUAAUAAUAAAGCAAAACCUGUGACUUCCAUGACCCCUGUGGUAUGAUUCAGCAGGAGCCACCCACUGCCAAAGUUUGGCAUUGAUCCUGCAAGUUCAAGGGCUUGCUGUCCCAGGGCACCUGCACUGUGUUUUUGUGCAGUGUUUCUUCACCAGUCACUAGCUAACCUCGUUCCUCUUUGCAACUUUGUUUUUGCAUCACUUAACUGCAGCUCCUUGUUUGGAAUUUAUCAACUUGAGAGGGUGCCUCUGUCUUACAUAGAAACAGUUUCUCACUUCUGGAGGAGAGGAGAAUGAAGGGCAUACAUGAUCUUCCCCUCUCCAGAACAAUCUGGAUUUCACCAAGACCAGAAGUUAAACCAUGUUACUGGAAAUUCAUCUGGCAACUUCUUCAUGUGUGUAUGAUACAGGAACUGAUUCUUACCGUCCUAUUAGCAUAACACUUUCUAUUGCAAAGUUUGUGUCAGUAAAGUCAUCCAUUUCAAACA